CGCGAAGCUGACGUCAUCGCUGUGCGCUGCCACGUCUGCUCAGCUCCGCGGUAAUGGAGGCUGAGGAUGGUUGCUGACGGGGCCGGGCUCUACUUCUGGCUUUAGCUCUGGCUCUGACUCUGGCAUUGACUCGGAGUCUGGGUCUGGCAGCCCGAAGCCUGGACACCCUUCUUCGACUCUCCUGGAGCGGACGGCCUGCAAACAAGCAGCUGGUUUGGAGCUCCUCUACGUGGGCAGGGUGUUCUCUUGCUUGGGGUCUAGCCUGCAAAGCAGCCGCCUCUUCCCAGGGAUCCCGCCCCACUGGCUGGGCCUUCUUCAUGCUGUUGAAACAGGCUGACAACCAUUAACCUGGGUUGCAACUACAGGUGGCACUGGAAGCAGACUGGUUCCCGGACAUGCCCGGUGGAAGGAGGGGCCCUAGUCGGCAGCAGCUAAGCCGUUCAGCUUUACCUUCUUUACAGACUUUGGUUGGUGGGGGCUGUGGCAAUGGAACAGGCCUAAGAAACAGGAAUGGUAGUGCUAUUGGCCUUCCGGUUCCACCUAUCACAGCCUUAAUCACACCAGGUCCUGUUCGUCAUUGCCAAAUUCCUGAUUUGCCUGUGGAUGGGAGCCUGCUCUUUGAAUUUCUCUUUUUCAUCUACUUGCUGGUUGCUCUGUUCAUUCAGUACAUCAACAUCUAUAAAACAGUGUGGUGGUAUCCUUAUAAUCAUCCUGCCUCUUGUACUUCACUGAAUUUUCAUCUCAUUGAUUACCACCUGGCAGCAUUCAUCACAGUGAUGCUUGCAAGGAGGCUUGUAUGGGCCCUCAUCUCAGAGGCCACUAAGGCGGGUGCAGCAUCAAUGAUUCACUACAUGGUUCUGAUAUCAGCUCGCUUGGUGCUACUUACUUUGUGUGGAUGGGUACUUUGUUGGACCCUCGUCAAUCUCUUUCGAAGCCAUUCAGUCCUCAAUCUCCUUUUCCUUGGCUACCCGUUUGGUGUUUAUGUUCCUCUCUGCUGUUUCCACCAAGAUAGUAGAGCUCAUCUUCUUCUAACAGACUAUAACUAUGUGGUUCAGCACCAGGCGGUAGAGGAAAGUGCCUCGACUGUGGGUGGCUUGGCCAAAUCCAAAGACUUCCUCUCCUUACUGCUGGAGUCUCUAAAAGAACAGUUUAAUAAUGCCACACCCAUCCCCACCCACAGCUGCCCCCUGUCUCCAGACCUCAUUCGAAAUGAAGUAGAAUGUCUGAAAGCAGAUUUCAACCAUAGAAUCAAGGAAGUUCUCUUCAACUCCCUCUUCAGUGCCUACUAUGUUGCAUUUCUCCCCCUGUGUUUUGUCAAGAGUACCCAGUACUAUGACAUGCGAUGGUCAUGUGAGCAUCUCAUUAUGGUGUGGAUCAAUGCCUUUGUCAUGCUCACCACACAACUGCUGCCAUCCAAAUACUGUGAUUUGCUACAUAAAUCAGCUGCUCACCUGGGCAAGUGGCAGAAGCUUGAACAUGGGUCCUACAGCAACGCUCCACAGCAUAUAGUGCUCCCUUCAAUUAUCUGCCUUGAUGUCUGAUACAGAUUAGCACAGGCCUUCAAGUCCAGGAACUGAGAGAUUGGGCCAGGCUGAAAAGAAACCCGACUGUGGGCAAAGGACAAAUUUCAAUAAAAAUUGAAAAUACAAUCCACAGUACUAGUACUGUACAUCUUCAGGCUCCUGAUGGCACAUGGCCAUGAGGUGUAUCAUCACUUUAAUGCUGGUAAGUGUGAGCAAGGCCGACGGAACAUUUUCUGAACUGGAAAGCUUCAGGGUGCUAGAAGUUUUUUUUCUUUAACAUAUCUAAAAUGCUGUCCCAGUUCUUACCCUAGGAAACUAACCUUUCGAAAAUCAAGAUGAGAUGAAUUAACUUAGAUUUUUUUAAAAAGCUUAACCUGAAGAUCCCCAUCCCCACCCCAACUCCAUUACAUUGGUGCUGGAAAGAAUGAAGCUUCUUCCGUAACUUCUUUUUCCUAGAGAAACCUCUGUAAAAAUAAACCAAGAAAGCGGUAAAAAGAGAAGUCUGUGUGUCGGUACUUGUGUGUCUCUGUGUUCUUCUGUUUAGCUUCUCAUAUAUAUGAAGCAUUUGAAUUGUGUAAUAAACAGAUUUUCUGUAGCUUUUGGGGAUGUAAUUCUGAUGUCAUGCUAGUUUGAUAAUGUGAUAAUUUCUCUGCUAUUAUUGCCAUCCACUUUUUCUUCUUGUUUGUUCCCUCUAGCAUUUCCACCAAUAGACUCUGCUCACUUGGGAUUGAGGUGACAGUUCACCUGCUUAUACCUGAUUUUCUGGCUCAUAGAUGCCUUACUUACACAUAUAUUUCUGCUCAUUCUCCUAAGCCUCUUAAGUUCUUUGACACCAGUUAACUUUUCAGUUUCUUUCUCCUAUAGAGCAAUGCACUUAUAAUAAAUCCUUCCUAACUUCUUCCAUUUAACCUUGGAAUUACUGUAUUUUCAGAAUUCAGGCAGAUGAAGCCUUGAAUACUUAAUCCUUUCCAUAGAAAUAUAACUGGCUUUGCCAGACGCUAUCUUAUUGUAAUUGUCAGCACGCUAACAUUGAAUUUCUUUCUCCUUUAGUUGGUCAGAAAAUACAAUAUGGCCUCAAGGGGUGCUGGUGCGACACAGCAGAUGCUUAUAUAGAGCCAUGGGGCCUUACAACGUGGCGGUGCC
Phacochoerus africanus (Common warthog) is the source of this 2666-nucleotide messenger RNA. It is a transcript of the gene TMEM39A, whose product is annotated as transmembrane protein 39A. The transcript has 8 exons. Gene Ontology annotation, cellular component: endoplasmic reticulum membrane. Lineage: Eukaryota; Metazoa; Chordata; Mammalia; Artiodactyla; Suidae. Gene Ontology annotation, biological process: negative regulation of autophagosome assembly; negative regulation of autophagosome maturation. The record is from RefSeq and is a predicted model, not a curated record. Bases 396 to 1541 code for a protein of 381 amino acids.